GCUUCACAUAUCUGUCGAAUCUUUUCCCUUGUUUUUUCACCGUGGUCUUAACGUUAGUCUUGCGACCAACGAGCCACUUUACUUUCAUUUUACUCGGGAACCGUUGAUUGAGGAGUAUUCCAUUGCCGCAAAACUUUGGCAGUUUGAAUUCAAUGAUCUCUCUGAGAUUGCACGGAACAGCGUUACACAGAGCGGAUUCCCUCCCGCAUGGAAGGAAAAUGCCCUGGGGAAGUUGUACUAUUUGAACUCGGCUCUCGGUAAUGAUGUGCGAAAGAGCCGCGUCUCGGAUAUCCGUGUCGCGUAUCGAUAUGAGGCAUAUCAAUCGGAGCUUAACUUUCUUUCCGGGCAGCUUUCUGGGGGAAGGCAAAUGCCGCGGGCGAUGCGUCUGCUGGAGGAGGAAAUUGCCAUUUACGAGGAGGUCAUGCGGACCAAAGUGGUGAUGCCAGCCGCAGGAGACGAGGACGACGGAAGGGAGGAGAUCCGCAGUCCAGCGGCACGUGCAGUGCGGAUAAAGGCGGAGUUGGAUGCGUUGGAACGCGACAUGCAGCGGAUGAAGGUUCUUGCCAUGCAAAUGGGGAGCGAAAACCGGGGCAUCGUGGAGGCCUUUCACCGCAUCCGUGCGAGGCUAAAAACCGAGGGACUCACAGUGAUGGGAAAUCUCAAUGACUGCUUUGAACCACCGGACACAAAUGGCGCUGCAUCUGAAACCAUCGAUCGGGUCUCGGAGAAUUUCGUUAAGGAGGCCGCCUAA
Molecule: messenger RNA, 751 nt
Organism: Trypanosoma cruzi
Lineage: Eukaryota; Euglenozoa; Kinetoplastea; Trypanosomatida; Trypanosomatidae
Product: AMP deaminase, putative
Exons: 1
Biological process (GO): IMP salvage; AMP metabolic process
Cellular component (GO): cytosol
Molecular function (GO): AMP deaminase activity
Source: RefSeq, a predicted model, not a curated record